This is a messenger RNA of Psilocybe cubensis, 4407 nucleotides long. RefSeq lists its product as uncharacterized. The transcript is spliced from 34 exons. Gene Ontology annotation, cellular component: cytoplasm. Gene Ontology annotation, molecular function: zinc ion binding; iron ion binding; oxidoreductase activity, acting on paired donors, with incorporation or reduction of molecular oxygen. The record is from RefSeq and is a predicted model, not a curated record. Gene Ontology annotation, biological process: proteolysis; peptide catabolic process. The coding region runs from base 1 to 4407 and encodes 1468 amino acids. NCBI's taxonomy places the organism in Eukaryota, Fungi, Basidiomycota, Agaricomycetes, Agaricales, Agrocybaceae.
AUGUCGAACAUCACUGAUCAUUCGUUCUACGAGAUACCGCAGAACCUUGCUACCAAGGCCCAACUGUCCCGCACAGACGCUCUUUUAGCGGCGGUUGGUAUAGGCAUUGCUGUGCAUCUCACUUUCAAGAAGUAUGAAUCCUACGAGCCACUUGUAGUGUUCACCCUACUUCUGGGAGUCCCUUCGGGCCUUACCUCCCUUUACCUACCUCACGCAAGCACGCUCUGGACGGCGGUGCUUACGAUUUUCCCCCUUUUCUGGGGAAGUAUUCUGGCUUCGCUUGUAGCUUAUCGACUUUCUCCCUGGCAUCCUCUGGCCAAAUAUCCAGGGCCACUCCUUUGCCGAGUAACCAAAUUAUACGGUGCCUUUAUGUCAACCUCGGGAAAACAGUAUACGUUAUAUUCCAAGCUUCACGCACAGUACGGUGAUGUCGUGAGAGUCGGCCCAAAUGAGUUGUCGAUCAUUGAUCCGCACUCUGUACAGCCGACAUUAGGAGCAACGGGACUCGCCAAAGGACCAUUUUGGGAUGGACGAGUACCCCCUAAUCAACCUGUGAAGCCGUUAAUCGCCAUCAACGAUAAGCAGGAACACGCUAGGCGCCGACGACCUUGGACAAGGGCCUUCAGCACAAACGCCCUCAAAGGAUAUGAAGAGACCGUCAUCAAAAGGUCCAGUCAGCUCGUUGACUUGGUUUUGUCACAGAAGGGUGCUGGGAAUUUUACUGAUUUUACUUCUUAUUUUGCAUAUGACAUUAUGAGUGAUUUGGCGUUUGGUGGAGGAUCAGAGAUGAUGAAAGCACAAGCAGAUGAACAAAAUCUUUGGCAUAUGAUUGAAGCAUCUCAGCAAAGCGCAACAUUCAUGAGUCACGUACCUUGGCUAGCCGGCAUUUUGUUUAGACUCCCUUUUGGGUUGGGCGAUCUUAAAGAAUUCCGAAACUAUGCCAGAAGAAAAGCUGCAAUGAGAAGAACCCAAGGCUCAACUCAUAAAGAUAUCUUCCACCAUUUGAUUGAUGAGGACGGUGUAGCUUCGGAACGUCCAACUGUAGCUGAGAUUGUGAGCGAUGGUGGUUUGGCAAUUAUUGCAGGCUCCGACACCACUGCUACUGCCCUUGCGCACAUAUUCUACUUCCUGAUAUGCAAUCCUACCAUCUAUAAACGUCUACAAGCUGAAGUGGACGGGCUUGGAAAUGACAUAAUGGACUCUAGCAAGCAAGCGCAUUUACCUUACCUCAAUGCUGUUAUAAAUGAAUCAUUACGAUUAUUCCCACCAGUUCUUACAGGAUCUAACCGUAGAGAUACAAGCGGGAGGAUGCUCGGGCCUCACUUCGCUCCAGAGGGAACCACCGCUAUUGUUCCAAUAUACACUCUACACCGUGACCCCCGUAACUUCUCUCCCGCCCCUGAUGCAUUCAUUCCGGAACGUUGGAUGCCCGAGAACGUGCGAAAGGAGCUUGAGCCUCAAAUUUUCAACGACUCGGCAGAAUAUAUUCACAACGCCAACAUGUUCAUACCCUUUUCGAUGGGCCCCGCGAACUGUGCCGGAAAGAAUUUGGCGUACCAGGAAAUGCGCAUGGUGGUUUGCCUGAUGAUACAACGAACCGAACUCAAAUUCGCAGAAGGUUACAAUCCGACGAAGUGGAUAGAUGACUUGCAGGACUUCUUUAUCACUGUUAAAGGCCCGCUUCCCGUUGUUGCCACUCCUCGCAGGGCAUUCGAUUUUACGAUGACUCUCUAUGGUUCCGUAGAUGACGAUGAGUACCGCUUGCCUACUAACGUCAAGCCCAAUCACUACGAUAUCACUGUCAAGACUGAUCUGAAGGAACUCACGUUCGAGGGUUAUGUUAAGAUCAGGCAUGUCAACUUGGAAGUCAAAAACGAAACUUUUGCCAUUGUUCUGAACGCAUCUGAAGAUCUGGAUCUCAGGAAGGCGUUCAUCUACUUUGAUGGAUCAAAGAAACUCCAGAAUGCUACUAUCUCAGUGGAUAAAACAAAGGAACGUGCAACGUUCAGCCCACCAGACAAGCUUUUGGCAGGGUCUCAAGUCGAACUGAGGAUUUACUUUGCCGGCAAGCUUACCGGGAACAUGGCAGGGUAUUAUCGAUCGUCAUGGCAAAAUGAGGGAAAAACUGAGUACUAUGCUCUCACUCAAUUUGAGCCCACGGCGGCUCGUCGCGCUUUUCCGUGCUGGGACGAACCCCUCCUAAAAGCAACAUAUUCCAUCACAAUGAUAUCACGGGCAGAUACAGUAAACCUGAGCAACAUGUCCGUGGUUUUUGAAGAGCCGAUCAGUGAGAGUACCAUCAUGUCCGAGUCGUCUGACAUAUCCAACUUUAUCCUUGGGCCCAUUCGAAACGAAAAUUGGAAGAUAACCAAAUUCGAGACUUCACCACCGAUGUCGACGUAUAUUGUGGCAAUGGCAAAUGGCCCAUUCAAGUUCUUAGAGACCUCAGUCGUUAUGCCCGUCAGCGGGAAGACCAUUCCUCUACGUGUUUAUGCUACCCCUGACAUUGUUCACCAAGCACAGUAUGCGCUCGAUGUAAAGGCGGCUGUUCUGCCCCUCUACGAGAAGAUAUUUGAUGUCAAGUAUCCGCUCCCCAAACUCGAUACUCUUGUGGUCAGCGAUUUUGACGCUGGCGCUAUGGAAAACUGGGGGCUGAUUACUGGACGAACAAGUGGACUCUUGCUCGAUCCUGAACGACCAGAUAUCAGAACGAAGAAGGGAGUGGUGGCUAUGCAAAGCCAUGAGGUAUCUCACAUGUGGUUCGGGAACAUCACAACGAUGGAAUGGUGGAAUAAUCUUUAUCUCAACGAGGUUGCCACUUUGAUGGGUGAAGUGAUCAUUCCAGACAGAGUAUAUCCUGAAUGGCGCGUUAACUCCGAAUUCAUAACCGACCAUCUAAAUCAAGCACUCAAGUUGGACUCAAAGAUCUCCUCCCACCCAGUCGAAGUUGACUGUCCGGAUGCUAAUAAUAUCAAUCAGAUCUUCGAUGACCUUUCAUACUCCAAGGCUGGCUCUGUGCUUCGAAUGCUUGCUCACUACGUCGGGGAGGAGAAAUUCCUGAAAGGAGUGUCUAUUUACCUCAAAAAGAAGCUCUUUCAAAACAGUGUCACCCGUGACUUGUGGGAUGGAAUCAGCCAAGCGACUGGACUCGACAUUGCCGACUUGAUGGAAAAUUGGAUCACCAAGAUUGGCUUUCCUGUAUUAACUGUGACUGAGAACGCAGAAGGUAUCAAUGUGCGUCAGGAUCGCUUUUUAGAAACAGGUAAUCCAUCCGAAAAGCAGAAUCAAACCAUAUGGAACAUACCCUUGAAUAUCUUAUCGAUCAAGGAUGGGAAAGCAAUUGUCGACAAUGAACCAGUGUUACGCAAACGUGAACAACACUUCCCAUUGGAUACCACCAAACCUUUCAAACUAAAUGCAGGUACCAACGGUGUUUAUCGAGUCUUCUAUACCCCAGAGCGUCUGAAGCUGAUUGGCGCCGAGGCUGCAAAACGCGAUACGAUAUUUUCUUUGGAAGAUAGAAUUGGAUUAGUCUAUGACACGAUGGCUUUGUCCAGAGCUGGCUUCGCUAACAUCAGCAGUUCGUUGUCAUUGGUAGAACAGCUGAGAAACGAAACGGAAUACCUUGUGUGGCAGGCAAGCGCCGGAAGUCUUACUGAUAUCCGGAGUGUCUGGUGGGAGUAUCCUGAUAUUUCAGGCAAAUUUGAUGCGUUCUGUCGCUCUCUUUUUGUCCCCAUAGUGGAUCGAUUAGGAUAUGACUAUCCCGUGGGAGAACCAAUCGAUGACUCGUUGUUAAGAACUCUGGCUAUCGAACAAGCCUUCCAUGCAGAAGACCAAAGUGUCACUGAGCGACUUCAAGGACUGUUCAAACGCUAUCAAGACACUGGAGACAACUCUAUACCGGCAGAUCUAGAGGGUGUUGUGUAUUUGGCAGCUUGCCGAUACGGAGGAAGAGAGGUCUAUGACGUUAUGGCCAGGAUCUACGAAAAACCAAAAACACCGAGCGAGCAGCAAUCUGCUAUCCAUGCCAUGUGCAGUGUUAAGGAAGAAUCUUUGAUCAAUGCGACUUUCGACUUCAUUGUGAAUAAAGCGAGAGAUCAAGAUGUUGGGACAUUUUUCUCUGCUCUGGCGUCAAAUUUCAAUGCUCGUAGACCUCUAACCAAGUUCUGGGAGGAUAAUUAUGAUGCGAUGUAUAAACGAUUCGAAGGGAACUUCAUGCUCAGUUAUUUGAUUCCUCGUGUCACGUCUUUUUACUCUACCAAGGAGGAUUUCGCCAAGAUCAAAGCCUUCUACAAAGACAAGGAUACUUCCAAGUAUAAUCAGGCACUCGCGCAGGCACUCGACAAUAUCCACGCCAGAGCAAGAUCCACGGAAGAUCUGAAGAAAUGGCUGGCGGAACGCCACUAA